Molecule: messenger RNA, 591 nt
Organism: Mytilinidion resinicola
Lineage: Eukaryota; Fungi; Ascomycota; Dothideomycetes; Mytilinidiales; Mytilinidiaceae
Exons: 4
Source: RefSeq, a predicted model, not a curated record
AUGCAUGUAGAACACGUUACAAUAACACCCUCAUAUACAAUAACCUACUCAAGUACUCUAUGUGCACAUUGGGAUGUUGUUCUUGUCAUUGCACGCUGUUAUGAUAGGCUUGGCUAUUUCGGAAGGGCUGUUUUAGGCCCAGAAGACGGACUGAGAUCCCUGUCCAGGAACCAGCCUGCUACUCACCCAGCGCUCACCCACUUCUCACCCCACUACUCACCCGGCGCUCACCUACAACUCACCUACUACCGGCCUCACCCAUCACCGCUGCUCAUCUCAAUGCUCCCCAAGCUAGCAAGUAGAGCAAAAACGCCAAAGGGUAGAAAGCGAUGUAUUAAUACGUUUCCAUUUCAAAAACGCGGAGGGGGAGAUUUCCUAAUCCGGCACGCUAAAUGUGCGAAAUCAAACACCUCAAGUUUCUGCGGUGUUUGAUAUGUGGAUCGAUGGGAAUAAUGUCUCCUCCACACGUGAUGCAGGCUAACUUAAUCGUAUAUUCCCGGACGAAAGAUUUCCCGUACUCCGAAGGUCCCGAUUUGGCUCCUGAGCAUGCUCAAUGAAAGACCUCAGAUUUCUGAGGUUCUUGAUGCUAGA